This is a messenger RNA of Manduca sexta (tobacco hornworm), 1717 nucleotides long. RefSeq names its product non-structural maintenance of chromosomes element 1 homolog (gene Nse1). Bases 136 to 1002 code for a protein of 288 amino acids. Gene Ontology annotation, molecular function: ubiquitin-protein transferase activity. The transcript is spliced from 5 exons. The record is from RefSeq and is a predicted model, not a curated record. NCBI's taxonomy places the organism in Eukaryota, Metazoa, Arthropoda, Insecta, Lepidoptera, Sphingidae. Gene Ontology annotation, biological process: double-strand break repair via homologous recombination; DNA damage tolerance. Gene Ontology annotation, cellular component: Smc5-Smc6 complex; nucleus.
UGUCAAGUUAAAAUCAAAUCAAAAGUCAAAACAUUUAUUUGUAAGUUGUAAUACAAAUUUAUAGAUGCAUAGUAUUCCUAAAUUAUAACAUUAUUGGAGUUGUAAUUAUAGAAUUGAAAAAUAAGCGUAAUAAAAAUGACAUACGGUCAUAUUCAUAGAUUUUUGUUGAGAUCUGUUGCCAGUCGUGGUGUGAUGUCGAUAACUGAAUCGCAGGCGGUUUUACACAAGAUUGCCGAUAAUGAAGAAAUUCACCUUGAAGACAUUGUCAAAGAAAUUAACACUGAAAUCCGCCCUUUCAAGCAAGCUAUUAAAGUGACUAAUGAUGAAAUGACGAAUGAAAGAGUCUUGGUAUUUGUAUCCCUCGGCUAUGACGAUGCUACAAAGUCGCAGAAUGUAUUUUCAGUGACUGAGUUGGAGUACUUCAGAGUGUUGAUCGAACAGAUCAUGACAACAGAGACUAGACAGAUUACAGGAAUACUUGCACUUAAUUUAGUGAGCAAUGUGAAGACUACAUUUACCAAAAGUGAUGCACAGAAACUAUUGAAACUUUGGUGCCGGAUGAGAUACUUGGAUAAAGAUGAAAACAACUAUGCUCUGGGUAUCAGGGCUAUUCAUGAGUUUGAGGGAUAUCUGCGUGAGAAUAUGCCAGACACUGUAGAAGAAUGCUGUCUGUGUAAACAGGUUGUUUUUAGGGGAGUUAAUUGUCCAGCAUGUGCAAAGGCAAUCCACACAAGAUGUCUGAAUAAAUAUUUAGAAAAAGUUAAAAAAUGGCCAUGCUGCCAAAUUGAAUUCUGCCAAGAACAGAUUGAACAGCUUAAUCAAGAAGAAAGUUCCAGGGUAAUACCAUCCAUAUCGCAAACUGAGGUGGUGGAGACAUCACUGCCAUCUGACGAAAGCACAUCAAUGGAAGUUACCCAGCCAACACAAGAAGGGGAGGAAAAUCACAUGAUUCCAGAAAUUUCUCAACGAGUUACUAGAAAGAGAAAGAGACAGAUCCAGUGAGAUAUAUUGUUUUUAUUUGGUGGUAUCAGUCUAUAAACUCAUGGAUAAGCAUUCCAGAAACAAGUGGCCGAUUUCAAUGAACAUUCUAACCACUACCAACAGAUCGAUAGAACUUACUUUUUUAUUUAUUCGUUGCAUUAAUCAGUAGUUAGUUUUAGCCGUUUGUUGAAAUCAGCCAUUACAUAAUAAUAAUACAAAAAAUGUUAGCCUAGUUGGUUGUGGAACGGACUGCCGAUACGAAUGUCCGCAGGUUCAAAUCUCAAGGGCACACACCUCUGAUUUUUCUAAAAAAUUAUGUAUUCUUUAUGAAUUAUCGCUUGCUUUAACGGUGAAAGAAAACAUAGUGAGGAAACCUGCAUACCUGAGCCCAGCGUGGUCGACUAAGGCCUAAUCCUUCUCAGUAGGAGAGGAGGCCCGUGCCCAACUGUGGGACAGUAUAUAAUAUAGGGCUGAUAUUAUUAUUAUUAUAAUAAUAAUGUGUCAAGGAACAUCAUGACUUAUGAAGCCACAUACCGCUGGCUGUUCAUUCUUUAAGACAUAUUUACCUUGUAUUGCCAAUAACAAAUAAUGAAUUUAUUGACUGACCAACCUAAUCAGUACCUAAUUUUCCAUUUGUCUUGUAGUUUUAUUUUAUUUUUGAUACUAUCUGUAUUAGAGUAAUUGUAUUGUUUGCUUUGUUGUUUUUAGAUUUUAAUAAAUAUAUUGUAGAUAUUUA